Panonychus citri (citrus red mite) is the source of this 868-nucleotide messenger RNA. RefSeq names its product probable chitinase 10. Gene Ontology annotation, cellular component: extracellular region. The transcript has 3 exons. NCBI's taxonomy places the organism in Eukaryota, Metazoa, Arthropoda, Arachnida, Trombidiformes, Tetranychidae. The record is from RefSeq and is a predicted model, not a curated record. Gene Ontology annotation, molecular function: chitin binding. The coding region runs from base 213 to 713 and encodes 166 amino acids.
UAAAGUGGGUGAGUCGUUGAAUCGUAACAGGUAAACAGUAGUCGCCUUACUUGAUGUAAUCGAAGGAAGAAAAAACUUAGAAAAAAAAAGAUAAUCAUCAUCAAUUCACAAUCGUCCUCUUACUUUUAAUCAUCAUCAUCAUCACCAAGAACAACGUUCAUAAUAAUAGUUUGUUAAUUGUAAACACAGUCUAAAUCGCAAUUCCUUUCAACAUGAUAUCCCAAAAGCCUAUGGCAAUUUGUCUUGUUUUUCUUGCUUCGUUGAUUGUUUGUUUCAUCAAUUUAUCAGAUUCAGCUUCAAAUGCUACAGAUCGAGUGUGUUCAUCGACAGCGGGUAACAGUUACAAAGCCGAUCCAAAGAGCUGUAAAUGUUUCUACAAGUGUAAUCAAGCCUUUUUCCAAGCUCGACUUUGCUGUGAAAAUGACCUUUACUUUAAUCCAGCGACCCAAGGAUGUGAUGACCCAAAGAACGUCAAUUGUACAAAUGUAAACGAAGAUCUUCCAGAAUAUCGUGACUCUGUUCGAGUUGAACUUACAUCAUCUAAACCACCAGUUAAACCAAACACCGAAAUUUGCUUUGAAGGUAUUGGUCAUUAUCCCGAUCCAGGUAAUACAACUUGCUUCUUCCACUGCGAUGCCAAUAAUUAUGCUCAUCAUCGGUGCUGUGCCCCUGGAUUAGCAUUUAAUCCGGAGAUUCGUAGUUGUGAUUGGUAAUUACGAUCAUGAGUUUUUCGAAGGUACGAAAACUCAGUCACAAUUAAGAGAUUUUCAUUUUUUCCUCUUUUUUUUUAUUUGUAACAAUUAACACUCUAAAAAAGUGAUCUGAUUAAAUUACUUAUUCGAGAAUCAGGAAUUCUCAACAUAAAUUA